GCCGCCGAGCGCGAGCGACGCAGGUGCCCAGCCCCGGGGCCGCCGCCAUCUCUGCCUUCCGUCGGGGUUGGACUCCGGGAUCCAGGUGCACUUCUCUGAAGUAAGAUGACUUGUCAAAAAUUCUGUAUGGUUUUCUUGCACUAUGAAUUUAUUUAUGUGAUAACUGCAUUUAACUUGGCAUAUCCAAUUACUCCCUGGAGAUUUAAGUUGUCUUGCAUGCCACCAAAUACCACCUACGACAACUUCCUCUUGCUUGCUGGAACCUCAACAAACACUUCAAAAUGGAAUGGACAUCAUGAGGCAGUUACUAAAGCUAAAUUGAAUUCAAGCGGUACCUACUUAUCCAACUUAUCCAGGACAACUUUUCACUGUUGCUUUUGGAGUGACCAAGAUAAAAACUGCUCUCUACAUGCAGAAGGGAAGAUAUUUGUCUCAACAGUAAAUUCUUUAGUUCUUCAACAAAUAGGUGUAAACUGGAACAUACAGUGCUGGAUGAAAGGGGACUUGAAAUUAUUCAUCUGUCUUAUGGAGUCAUUAUUUAAGAAUCCUUUUAAGAAUGAUGACCGUAAAGUUUAUCUUUUGUAUGAUCUGCCUGAAGCCUUAGAAGAUUCAUCUCUGGUCCCCCAGGAAGACAGUUUUCAGGUUGUUCAGUGCAUCUGCAGUGCUCAUGAAUGUUGUGAAUGCCAUGUGCCCGUGCCAACAUCCAAACUCAACUACACUCUUCUUAUGUAUUUGAAAAUCACAUCUGGUGGAAUACUUUUCCAGUCGCCUCUGAUGUCAGUUCAGCCCAUAGAUGUCGUGAAGCCUGAUCCACCAUUGGGUUUGCAUAUGGAAAUCACAGAUGAUGGUUAUUUAAAGAUUUCUUGGUCUGGUCCAAUACUGGUACCAUUUCCACUUCAAUAUCAAGUGAAAUAUUCAGAGAAUUCUACAACAUUUAAAAAAGAAGCAAAUGAGGUUGUCUCGGCAACAUCCCUGCUAGUAGACAGUGUGCUUCCUGGGUCUUCCUACGUGGCUCAGGUGAGGGCCAGGAGACUGGAUGGCCCAGGAAUCUGGAGUGACUGGAGUACCCCCCACAUCUUUGCCACACAAGAUGUCAUAUACUUUCCACCUAAAAUUCUGACAAGUGUGGGGUCUAACGUUUCUUUUCGCUGCAUCUAUAAGAAUGAAAACAAGAUUGUUUCCUCCAAAAAGAUUGUUUGGUGGAUGAAUUUAGCUGAGAAGAUUCCUCAGAAUCAUUAUAAUGCUGUGAGCGGCCAUGUGAGCAAAGUGACUUUUCUCAAUCUGAACGCCACGAAACCUCGAGGAAAGUUUGCCUACGAUGCAGUGUACUGCUGUAACGAGGAUGAAUGCCACCAUCGCUAUGCCGAGCUCUAUGUGAUCGAUGUCAAUAUCAAUAUAUCAUGUGAAACUGAUGGGUACUUAACUAAAAUGACUUGCAGAUGGUCAGCCAAUACAAUCCAAUCACUUGUGGGAAGUACGUUGCAGUUGAGGUAUCACAGGAGCAGCCUUUAUUGUUCUGAUAUCCCAUCUAUUCAUCCCAUGUCUGAACCCAAAGAUUGCCAUUUGCAGAGGGAUGGUUUCUAUGAAUGCAUUUUUCAGCCGAUCUUCCUUUUAUCUGGCUACACAAUGUGGAUUCGGAUCAAUCACUCUUUGGGUUCCCUUGACUCUCCACCAACAUGUGUCCUUCCUGACUCUGUGGUGAAACCACUGCCUCCAUCCAGUGUGAAAGCAGAAAUUACUGUGAAUGUGGGAUUAUUAAAAAUAUCUUGGGAAAAGCAAGUCUUUCCAGAGAAUAAUCUUCAGUUCCAGAUUCGCUAUGGUUUAAGUGGAAAAGAAGUACAAUGGAAGAUACAUGAGGUGUAUGAUGCAAAAUCAAAGGUUGCCAGUCUUCCAGUGCCAGACCUGUGUGCAGUCUAUGCUGUUCAGGUGCGCUGUAAGAGACUAGAUGGCCUGGGGUAUUGGAGUAAUUGGAGCUCUCCUGCCUACACAGUUGUCAUGGAUAUAAAAGUUCCAAUGAGAGGACCUGAAUUUUGGAGAAUAAUAAAUGGAGACAGUACUAAAAAAGAGACAAAUGUCACCUUACUUUGGAAGCCCCUGAUGAAAAGUGACUCCUUGUGCAGUGUGAGAAGAUACGUGGUAAACCAUCAUACACCCCACCAGGGAGCGUGGUCAGAAGAUGUGGGAAAUCACACUAAAUUCACUUUCCUGUGGACAGAUCAAGUACAUACUGUUACAGUUCUGGCCAUCAAUUCAAUCGGUGCUUCUUUUGCAAAUUUUAAUUUAACUUUCUCAAGGCCUAUGAGCAAAGUAAAUAUCGUGCAGUCACUCAGUGCUUAUCCUUUAAACAGCAGUUGUGUGGUUCUUUCUUGGAUGCUGUCACCCAGCGAGUACAACCUAAUGUAUUAUAUUGUUGAGUGGAAAAAUCUUAAUGAAGAUGAUGAAGUUAAAUGGCUUAGAAUCUCUUCCUCUCUUAAGAAGUAUUAUAUCCAUGAUCAUUUUAUCCCCAUCGAGACAUAUCAGUUCAGUCUUUACCCAAUAUUUAUGGAAGGAGUGGGAAAACCGAAGAUAAUUAAUAGUUUCAGUCAUGAUGAUAUUGAAAAACACCAGAAUGAUGCAGGUCUAUAUGUAAUUGUGCCAAUAAUUAUUUCCUCUUCUGUCUUAUUGCUCGGAACAUUGUUAAUAGCACACCAAAGAAUGAAAAAGCUGUUUUGGGAAGAUGUUCCAAAUCCUAAGAAUUGUUCCUGGGCACAAGGACUUAAUUUUCAGAAGCCAGAAACAUUUGAGCAUCUUUUUAUCAAGCAUACAGAAUCAGUGACAUUUGGUCCUCUUCAUUUGGAGCCUGAAACUAUUUCAGAAGAUAUCAGGGUUGAUACAUCAAGGACAAAUAAAGAUAAGACGGUGCCAACGACUGUGGUCUCUCUACUUUCUACCACUCCAGAUCUUGAAAAGGGUUCUAUGUGUGGUAGGAGCCAGUGCAACAGUGCUCACUUCUCUGAGUCUGAGAACACCAAGGCAACCUGUGAGGAUGAAAGCCGGACACAACCUUCAGUUAAAUAUGCCACACUGGUCAGCAACUCUAAGUCAAGCGACAGCGAUGAAGAGUCGAGGCUCAUAAGUAGUUCAGUCAGCAAGUGCUUCUCUAGCAGUAAUUCUCCACUGAAGGAUUCUUUUUCUAAUAGCUCAUGGGAGGUAGAGACCCAAGCAUUUUUUAUAUUAUCAGGUCAGCAUUCCAACAUAGUUCCACCACACCUUACAUUCUCAGAAGGACUGGAUGAACUUCUGAAACUGGAGGGAAAUUUUCCUGAAGAAAAUAAUGGUGAAAAGUCUGUCUAUUACUUAGGAGUCACCUCAAUCAAAAAAAGAGAGAGUAGUGUGUUUCUGACGGACGAGUCAGGAGUGUUGUGCCCAUUUCCGGCCCAUUGUUUAUUCACUGACAUUGGAAUCCUCCCAGAUAGUUGCUCCCACUUUGUAGAAAAUAAUUUCAACUUAGGAACUUCUGGCAAGAAGACUUUCGUAUCGUACAUGCCUCAGUUUCAAACUUGUUCCACUCAGACUCAUAAAAUAAUGGAAAAUAAGAUGUGUGACCUAACCGUGUAAUUUUAUUCAAGAAACCUUCAGAUUUGUGUUAUAACAGAUCAUAUUAAGUGUAAUAGAUUCUUUUAUAGUUGUGGAUGGGGGAGAGAGAGAAGAAAACCAUCAGGGUCAAAUUGGAAAAUGAUUGUUUCAAAAUGAAUAGACUCUCAGAAAUGUAGACAGCGAUGUGAGAAAACCUGCUUGAGCCUAGCAAGGUAGACAGACUCUUCUAAUGGUUCUGUUCACAAACUGUCAUGGGAAAGUCUCUUGUUUCCAGCUAGAAAUAAACCCAACAAAUAUUAUCUUUUGUGAACAUUAGACCUGUACAGAAAGAACUAAUCUUUUGCAUUACACCUUUAUCUGAAAGAAGGCUUCAAACUAAUAUUUGUGGUAAUUGUUGUUUCAGAGGUGUCUUUGUUUUGAGUUUUUGUUUUACACUGAUUCACACAUGCACACAAAUUUACACGUAAUAGGUAUCCCUGUGCAUUUUGAAAAUGUGUGAUGUGUUUGUAUUUUGUAGUACCAGACUGUGUGGUAAGUAGACACUUCACUAAAUGUUGAAGAUAGACAAGUUAACCCUGGUAAGAGGUUAUACUGUGAAGACUAGCAAGGAAGCCAAUCACUAUGUAACAAACCCAAGA
Tupaia belangeri chinensis (Chinese tree shrew) is the source of this 4214-nucleotide messenger RNA. It is a transcript of the gene LEPR, whose product is annotated as leptin receptor. The record is from RefSeq and is a predicted model, not a curated record. Gene Ontology annotation, molecular function: cytokine receptor activity; protein binding. Gene Ontology annotation, cellular component: membrane; external side of plasma membrane. Gene Ontology annotation, biological process: cytokine-mediated signaling pathway. Bases 106 to 3597 code for a protein of 1163 amino acids. The transcript is spliced from 19 exons. NCBI's taxonomy places the organism in Eukaryota, Metazoa, Chordata, Mammalia, Scandentia, Tupaiidae.